Cylicocyclus nassatus is the source of this 753-nucleotide messenger RNA. The record is from the annotation of a GenBank genome assembly. Lineage: Eukaryota; Metazoa; Nematoda; Chromadorea; Rhabditida; Strongylidae.
UAUAUUCAUUUUUUAAACUAAAGUAAAUAUAAGCGUUCGCGAUGAUCAGGAUGCCACUCUGCGAGAGACAAAUUUGUAAUGUUGAUGAUUGUUCACGUGAUUGAUCGCCUUGAUUCUCACUGCACUUACUGUGCCUUACAAUCUCUCUGAUUACCGUAAAUGAAAUAAUACUUUUCCUUUCUGCCAACUUGUCAUCCCUCAUGGUCUACCCUCUCUCUGGUGUUAUGUUCUAUGUGGCCUUUGCAGAAUGUAGCAAUUGCAUGAAGUAGUCAUUCGCUGAUGCUGUUGAAGAUAUGUUAUCAUAAAUUUUCAACGAGAGCACUUCUAUAAGUAAUUUCUUUGCAGAUGAUUGAAAUAACCGUGAAUGACCGAUUGGGCAAGAAAGUGCGUAUCAAGUGUAAUCCUACUGACACGAUCGGGGAUCUGAAGAAGUUGAUCGCUGCUCAGACAGGAACUAGGUACGAGAAGAUUGUUCUCAAGAAGUGGUAUACGAUAUACAAGGAUCACAUCACGCUUCAAGACUAUGAGAUUCACGAGGGGUUCAAUUUCGAGUUAUACUACCAGUAAAUGUGUUAUCUGUGUUUGUACAUAUUUUCUUUCCUUUUCUUUGUGUGCGUUUGAUUGCAAUGUGAGAAGAUCACUUUCCAGCUCAAACGCGAAUUUGUAUUGGGUGGUCUAAUUCAAUCAUUAAAUCUUUCCCAACUGGCACGGUAUUGGCAGUAUCAUGCGGAUAACGUUUUUGGGAUGAGCCAC